CCUACAGUCAUCGAAACUGGACAUCGAGGAACAUCAUGUUAGCAUAGUGUGGUUGUUGAUCGAAGAUCCAGAUGCAAUCUGCACGAAGUGGGCACACUGUCUCAAAACUUGAGGCGUUCCAUCUUGUCCAUGCCGGAUAUCUUGGGCGCAUAUGCCUGGACCGCCUGAGCCUUCUCUGGCCCUGAUGCAUGUUCCAUACCGUGGCCGACAAUGUCUUCCUAUAAGAUUGGCUCUAGCUUCGACGCCACCGCGCUGAGGUGCUGAAGUUCAGCGCAUUGAGCGGAAUCCCGCCGCAAGACAUUAAAAAAAGCCCAGAGAUCCAGCUAUUCAGGAUAUUCGCCAUUGCAGCGUAUGAGGCGCACCAAAAAACGGUGGUGGAGUGCCCACCAGCAUGUCGAUUGCCUUGGCGUAUCAUGAUACCACAACGGCAGUAUCUGGAGAAUCACGCCGGAUUCAAAGCUCGUGACGAAUGUCUCACGUGGUCUGACACCUCGCGUUGCUUCCGUUGGGUGGCUGUGAACUUUGCCGUGUGUCGAGAGAUAUUGGUCAAACACAAGGCAACGCGUUUUCACCUCCCGCCUUCGAUCAUGCCACACACCGACGGGCAAUACACCGAGAAACGAGAGAGCGGUGAAGCUUUCUCCGACCGCGAGAGGGCCAGCGGGAACAAGCUCUGGAGCGCCUACAUCUCUGAGGCGCAGAGCUACGAUCGGGGCCUCAUUGAUGGCUGGCGCAGUGAGAUGGAUGGCCUGCUCAUCUUCGCCGGUCUCUUCUCCGGCGUCGUCACGACAUUCAUCAUCGAAAGCUACAAGACGUUGAGCCCCGACCCGGGCAGCCAGACCCUCGCGCUGCUCAGCCAGAUCUCGCACCAGCUCGCGAACCUGAACAACGGCACCGCGGUGGCAGACGCACUCCCUCCCGCCGCUGCCUUCUCGCCCCCGAUCUCCGCCCUCGUGUGCAACGCGCUGUGGUUCACCAGCCUCGCGCUCGGCUUGUCGAGCGCGCUCGUCGCGACGCUGGUCAAGCAGUGGGCGCAGGACUACCAGCACCGCACCUCCAUGUUCUCCUCCCCCGCUGUCCGCUCGCGUGUGUACAUGUAUCUAUACUAUGGUCUGCAGCGCUUCAAUAUGCAUGCCGUUGUCGGCGUUUCCCCGCUUCUCCUGCACGCGUCUCUGGUCCUGUUCUUUGCGGGCCUAGUCGCAUUUCUUGCGCCCGUCAACACCAUCAUCAUGGGAAUCUUCUCCGCGCUGCUGCUUCUCUUCGUGUUGGUCUAUGGAACGUUCACAGCGCUCCCGCUGUUCUUCUUCGACAGCCCGUUCCAGACGCCACUGACGCGAAUACUUUGGUCGCUGGAUCAGAGCUUGGGAAGCGUGCUGAGGGCUUACGUUCAAAGGGCAGGGGCUGUUUGCAAGACCUAUAUGCGAGAGAGAGUCGCUGUGACAGACCCCGAGGCCCAUGCCAGACCUUCUGUACCUGCAGACACUGGUCCGCAGAGCCAGGGCAUGGUGGAGGCUAUGACGACAGCAGCCUUGCAGCCUUCCGUCGAGACGGAGACCCGGGCUCUCGCGUGGACCAUGCGGUCUCUCUCCGACGACGACGAGCUUGAGCCCCUCGUCGAGGCGCUCCCCCAGGUGCUAUGGGACUUCGAGAAAAACGAGCCGCGUGGCGCGUAUCGGACGCAUUUCCUCAGGCUGUUGCGCGAUCCGCAGGUCCGUCUCGGCCAGCGUCUCGGGGACUUCAUGGCCGGCUCCAACAGCUAUCUGCUCGAGCACAACGUCCGCGUCCGCCGACAGCUGUCAGUGCUCCGGGCGCUCUGGGUUGUCUGCGCUUUCUCCCUCCACACGGGGUCGCCUAUGGAGUGUCCGAUUGGAGACGCCGAUCCUGGCAAAGCACUGCUGGGGUCGAAUUUUAUUGACUCGGAGGAAGUGCAGAACAUGGUCCCCGAUGUGUCCGCUCUGAUUCGCCUGAACGUUAUCGAGUCCAAGAGCCAGCAACGGACCCCCGGUGGCCCUCCCUCGCAGACGAGCAACUCCGACCGUGACAUUCGCGCCCGGGCAGAGAAGCAACGGCGAGCGGAGAAGCAACGGACGUACGUGCAGUAUCUGACUGCGCUCUCCAAAAACCUUGCCAGCUUCCAGCGAGAGGUGACCGUGUCGCUCUUCCAUCGGUCACAGAUCCUCUUCACGGAAGCGGAUGGCUACCGCACUCUGCAAGACGCUCUUAGAAAGCUGACCCGGUCGGGGUCGGAUGAGACAGCCGCGGACAAUCUCGUCUUCGCUGCGCGCCAGAUGAUCAGCGCAUUUGCCCGGACAUCGACGUAUCCGGAUCUGUUCGGGAUGGGGUUCCGUGGUCUCGCGCCGUUCCUUGUCCGGUAUCCUUCCCUCGCGGCCUACAAGCCAGAGCUCGAUCUACAGCCCGGUCCGAAGUACCAUUACACCCGAUACCUGUGUUACUGUCUCUGCGAGAACCUGAAGUACCGACGCGAGAACUCGGAGCAUCAACUCGACCUCCAGGCAUCCGUCGAGGCCCUGCAGCUGAUCUACCAUCACCUGGUCAACACCCCGGCGGCCGCGAGAGACGUCGACAGCCAUCUGUGGGUCCUCCGGAGGCUGCUGAGGGCCGACGUUCAGGCAGCAGACGCCCGCACGCACCGUUUGGUUGCCACCGUGCAGUGCGCUGUGCUCCGGUGUUUCCGGCGGGAUCUGUCGAAUUCGGGGGAUCUGUCGGAAUCGACGAAAUUGAUGCGCAUGUUCGACGACGAGGCGUGGUUCCGGGCAGUGAUCAGCCACGAAAACGAUAAGCGGAGGGAGUGGGCGUCGGCGAAGCAGUUCUACGACUGUGCCUGCGUGGGUGUUGUGACCGCCUUCUUCGAGCAGUGUGCCCGGAAUCCGGAUCAGACUGAACGCAGGCUUGAAUUCGAGACGUUCAAAACGGUCCAGACAGUCACCACCAUCUAUCGGAUCCGGGUGCUCCCGGCCAAAAUACAACUUCGAUUCGCCGACGCCGUGUCUGGAUUCCUCGGCAGAUAUCCACAGGACAGUCUUGCUGAUAGCCAUACGCUCGAAUUGGUGCUCUACUGGGCCGUCAAUGGGGACUCUGGGUAUAUCGACGAUUCGGAUGCAUUGAAGGUCCUGGACGCGGCUGUGUCUCAGGUGCAGACGGACCACGCGCAGGAAACACAUCGAAGAAAUGCCGAAUCGAUCCGCGCACUGAUUCAGGACCGGCUUCAUCGUUCCCGAGAGCAUCCUCCCGACUUUGUCCCGCUCGUUAUUGACGGAGAGUAAAGCGACCAUCGUAGAGGGGGUUUUUGGUGUGGAGGUCGGUUUGUAUAGCCAAAUAGGUUGACCUGAGGCAACUAAAACAAUCACGACCAAAGGGCAUUCUGUAAGUACAUGUAAAACUAGAUCAAAGACCGGCAGCAGUCAACACGGCAGGGAAGUUGGGUGAACCCAUCCCCGUGACGGGGUCUCAGCCCGCCUUUGCAGAGAACCCUUUCGUGCCGCAGCCGGGAUUCGUGCCAGACGUGAUGUCAUUGAACAUCUGCGGGUUCGCAUACACCCAGGGGUUCAGGAAUCCCAGCACGGGCUUCCCGGCAGCCAGCAGCCGGUAGUUGAUCAGCCCGAUGACAGACGCGAAGAUGGGCGACGAGCAGGAUGUUCCGUCGACUUUGUCGCCCGAUCCAUUGGACACGAUCUCGACGGCCUGGCCGAUGGGGGAGACACUGGCAUAGCCACGGCCAGAUGCAUUGUAUCGGCCAGAGUAUCGACACUCUAAUCCUGCGAUGUCAUUCUGGGCCAAGUUGAUUCUAAGCUCGAGAUUCAUCUCCCCAGGUGCGACGCCGGACACAACGAAACCUUGCGGGGCGGCGUCUCUGCUCUCAUGCAUAACAUAGUUGUCCAGCAGCGGUGUAGCGGACACCAAGGUCGGUGCGAUAGCGAGGAACACGAGCGCGAGCAUUUCUAGGGGCGAGCGACGUGGGAAGCUCGCCGUUGUACGCUAUCCCGUCGCGUUUUUGUACGCAGUCCUAUCUCGAGACAGUACACAUGCAGCGUUCAGACAUGUGUAGGGCGAGAAGCAAGUUCCGGGUGCGCAUUGAAGAUGCGUUGGUCGCCCCAUGCACAGUGCGAUAUCCCGAGUCGCAGACGCUGGGUUGCCAGGGGGAUCGAGGAGGCUGUAACAGACUUCCCUUCCCCGCAUCAGCAAUGUGGAAUCGAGCUUCGUGCAGAUACGAAUAUGGCCGCCGCCGUGUUGUCCAGUGCGAUUCCAGGUCGGGCCGCUGCUACUGAGGAGUGUCUCGUAUGCACGUGUUUGAUGAUUUUGCUGCUGCUUCUCCGCCGGCCCGGUUCCGCGUCCUUGCCUUCAUUAUAGAAUCCACAUUCUGCCCCCGUCUUUCUUGCUCCUCCCGUUAUCCCCUCUGCCUCGCUCUGGAUCUCCGAGCGCUCUCAGAAGCGCCGCGCUUAUACUGUUUCUCGUUGCUCGGAUCUUAGAGGCUGAGCAACGAAGCUGUCGUUCCCUGCACCUGUCCCAGAGCGAAGAACGACGAUCCCUGGACUGGUCGAUUCGGGAUGAGGCUGUUGAGCAGAAGCGAUCAAUCCGGGACCUUCGACGCCUACUUGAACUCCUGCAUAGCACUUUUCGGGCACCUUCAGGCAUGGGCAUGAGCCAUCAUCAUCUAGACCUGGGAUACAAGCCCUGUCAGCACUCGAGUCCUGUGGUUCUGUUUUCUCUAUCUUGGGAUGAGUAGCUAUGAAGGUGCCCGACGAUCGCCCCCGGAUCACAUGCUCACGUCCUCUUGAGCGAAUCAGCGCUGAGAGGAGCAAAAGCCGUAAAACUUGCCUGGAACAUCCAGGAUGCCGCCAACAUGUCUCCUGGUCACCCUUCUUUUGAAGCUGUCCUUCACCCUCUCAUCGGCAACACUCCGCGACUUGUACCAACUUGGUCCGACUGUCACAACCUCUCAGAGUCACCCUGCUCCGUUCGUCUCGUCACAGACAACGACCCCACGCGCAAGGCGGCCAGUUUCCGACUGCAACUUUCUCGAUAGACGGACCGUUGCGUACAAUAUUGACUAUCAUACCAUCUUCCAACGAUCGGGGUGGGUAUGGUGGAAUGCAGCACGCCAGCCGAGAUCGUGGGAUCAGAAGUGACGCUUGUGGGCAAUGAACAAAACUUGGGCUGAACCUUGCACUGAGAUGCUGAGCAGGCCAGAUUCGUCUGAUGUCGCGAUACCGUCCGCGGUAGAUGUUCCGCAGGUGGAAUUGGGUCCAUCGAAUACCAUUAUCUGCUCUAUUGUUCCCAAACUACGGACAGUCGAGGCAAACUCCUGAUUCUAGUCCAAUGCAUCUACUUUCCGAGUCUUCUAGUCCAUCUUCAUGUUGCCGUAUCUACUGGAUGCAGAUUCCUGUUUGUACAGGAGAAUAUAAUACUAACUUCCCCGCGAUUCGAACCGGUGGCUUCGUGUGAGUCAAGCGUGACGUGCGAAAUACCUGCGCCUCGGAAAUGCUCGCGCUCGCGUUCCUCACCCUUGCACUGACCUCGGUGUCCGCUACACCGCUGUUGGACAACUAUGUCGUGUAUGAGACCCGAGAUGCGGCCCCGCAAGGUUUCGUUGUGUCCGGUGUCGCACCUGGGGAGACGAAUCUCGAGCUCAGAAUCAACUUGGCUCAGAAUGAUAUCGCGGGAUUGGAGUCUCGCUUGUUGGCCGCUGCCACUCCGGGAGGUGAUACCUACGGACAGUGGCUGUCUGCGGAUGAGAUCAACACAUAUUCUGCACCAUCUGCAGAAACGUCUGCAGCUGUUUCUACAUGGCUUUCGUCGCACGGAGUCGAGUCCACCAAAUCCUCGCCUUCCGGCGACUAGAUCUCUGUCAACGUCCCCGUUUCAAAGGCGAACGAGCUGCUCGGCGCCGACUACCACGUCUUCACGCACACUGCCAGCGGCAAGACGUCGAUCCGCACGCUCUCGUAUUCGAUACCUGCGUCGUUGAAGAACCACAUCAAUGUCGUGACGCCGACCACGAGCUUCAGCCGUCCCCGCCAAGCGCUGCCCUUCACAGCCAUCAAGAGCGAGCCGCAGGAUCAGGCUGAAGUCGCGGUCUCCCCCGAUGCUGUACCCUCCUCGUGCAAAAAGACGAUGACCCCAACCUGCUUGCAGGCGAUGUACAGCAUCCCUUCGACGCCUGCGACGAACAAGUCCGGAACCAUUGGCGUGGCUGGUUUCUCCGACCAAUGGGCCAGCAAAGCGGAUUUGACAAAGUUCCUCAAGGCCCAGCGCAAGGACAUGAACUCCUCGACCUCCUUCGCGUUGACAACCCUUGACGGCGGCGUCAACGACCAGACCCCGGGAAACGCCGGGGACGAAGCUGACCUGGACAUCCAGUAUACCGUUGGUCUAGCCACCAAUGUUCCGGUCACCUUCAUCUCUGUUGGUCCAAACAACCCAGACGGCGACGACAUCGGAUUUCUCGACAUCAUCACGACCCUCAUCGCCGAAUCGGCGCCGCCUCAAGUGCUGACGACGAGCUACGGCUUCCCGAUCGAGACUUACUUGUCCCAGCAGCUCACAUUCGCCAUGUGCAACGCGUACAUGCAGCUGACUGCUCGCGGUGUUUCGAUCCUGUUUGCCAGCGGUGACGGAGGCGUGGCCGCGAGCCCGGGCGAAUCGUGCAGCGGGCAGCCGUUCCUCCCGACUUUCCCGACUUGCCCUUACGUUACGCUCGUGGGUGCAACAGCCGGGACGCCUGAGACCGGUGCCAGACUUUCUGCUGGUGGAUUCUCUAACUACUUCCCUGUCCAGUCAUGGCAGAAAUCCGCCGUCAGCUCUUACAUCAGUUCAAUUGGCACGCAAUACGCUGGCCUCUACAAUACGUCUGGCCGCGGGUAUCCCGACGUCUCCGCUAUCGGAAAGGCCGUCGAGGUCAUCUACAACGGAUCCGGGGUCAAAAUCGAGGGAACAUCCUGCUCGUCGCCCAUCUUCGCGUCCGUGAUCGGGCUGAUCAACGACCGGCUGCUCGCUGCCGGAAAGCCCGUGCUGGGAUUCCUGAAUCCGUGGGUGUAUGCGAACCCGCAGAUGUUCAAUGACAUUAUCUCUGGCACGAAUCCCGGUUGCGGCACGAAAGGGUUCUCUGCAAAGGCGGGCUGGGACCCCGUUACGGGCAUGGGUUCGCCCAACUUCCCUGCCAUGCUGACUGCAGCCGGUCUCUGAUUUCGAUUUAUUUAUACUCACCUGUGCAAGAUAUGAAUGCUUGGUGCCUCGAUACGGUAGAUGAAUUGACACAGUACCCACUCUUUCUGGGAAAUUAAGUGCAAAAGGUCUUGGGCACUCCAUUUGUGCGGUGCAGAGUGAUCUGGACCGGCCAGAUAAGCAACUGCUGGAUCAAUAUGGGCUCCUGCCGGAACAGAUCCCGAUCGGAAAGGUACCAGCAAAGGCCGUGCAAGAAGGCACGCAACGGAAGAGUUCGCUGUCCCGGGUGAUAGAUAAUACAUCGCGGGGAAGUUCUGCAGUCGGACGGCGCCUCGAGGUCCGCGGGCUCACCCGUGACGAUCCCACCGACCGAUAUUUGUGCUCGGGGGUAUUCGAGUUAUCACUGGAGGACCUCGCUCCGCUGGGAUCGCGCGAGACUUGAGCAGAUGGAUUCUCUGUUGAAGAUGGAUGCAGCUGAGGGAGAAGAGAGAGAUUGGCAUUCACAGAUGAUCGGGAUGCUGCGGAUGCGCCUAGGAGUGUCUUGCCGCACCUGGGUACCCUCUCAGCCAGUCUGCGCCUCUGUGGUACAGUGCACUUCUGCUCAGCGCUGC
Mycena citricolor is the source of this 7793-nucleotide messenger RNA. NCBI's taxonomy places the organism in Eukaryota, Fungi, Basidiomycota, Agaricomycetes, Agaricales, Mycenaceae. The record is from the annotation of a GenBank genome assembly.